Symbiodinium sp. CCMP2592 is the source of this 1341-nucleotide messenger RNA. NCBI's taxonomy places the organism in Eukaryota, Dinophyceae, Suessiales, Symbiodiniaceae. The record is from the annotation of a GenBank genome assembly.
AUGUGGGAGACAGCAGCUCGCAGCACUAGGCAGUGCUGCGUGAACCGUGGUGACGAGAAUGCCGAAAGCAGUGUGGUUCCAUACCAUCCCGGCUCGGGAUUUUGGGACAUUCUCUGGUCGUCUUCGUGUCAGCGGACCUCCAGGCCUCGUGUACCGGCAGCGGCAGUCGAGGAGCUUUCCAGGGACGGCCAGAUUGCCCAGAGCCAAAGUGUCGUGCGCCGCCAUAUCGCAGGCUUACCAGGGAAGGAGCAUCUGUUGGCGUAUUCGAUCGUGCCUGACCCAAAUGGAUAUGGCACGAGCAGCGGAUCGAGGUUGCCACGCGCAAACUUCCUGCCAUGCAACACGACCGCAGCCAUCCCGAUCGAAAAUGACAAUUUUGUCGGGAAAGUGCUGCUGCUGUACCGACCAACGGAGGGGCUAGAUCGUGGGCAUCCUUACUACGACCACUUCCGGUCGCGUAAGCGCGGAUGGGAGCUUCGCUUACAGGGCAAGUUCAAGAAGGCUCCUAGGGGCAGGCUCUAUGUUGGAGCGGUUCUUCGUGAUUUCAAUUAUGACCAGCCAGUGGCCUCCACAUCCAUCCUUGCGAUGAAUACGGCCAUCACGCUGGUGAAAUAUACUUACAGGAUAUACUUCUCGUGGGGCGCUCGCUGCAAGGAGGCUCUCCAACCAGACGCGGAGCUCGGCCACGCUGUUUCGGAUCUGACGGUGUUCGACCAGAUCAUCAUCACUCCGGCGAGCAGGCCAAUUCCUCCCAUCUGCUCGGACCUGGACGAGCCUAGCGAUGUUUACGGGCUGAGCCUCAUGCGCCGGGACGUAGGACUGGCCGAAUACAGCCGCAUGGUUCAAGAGGUCGAGAGCUCCCUCAACACGCAGGACACCUACACCUUCAGGUUGUGGGGGCCCGCGCCAUUUCUCGACGUGCUGAAUUGGCAAUUGAAAAUGGGAGCCAGAGUCAGCCUCGAUCAUUUCAUGCAGGAUUUUCCCAUCCACGUCUGCAUGUAUGACCUACCUGAUGGUCAUGAUCAGACAAGUGAUGACCCGCGGCACUUGGAGUCGAAGAAGCGCUACUACUUUGACUUCAUGGGUUGGAGCAAUGUUGUCUCGAUUGCACCUGCAAUCUUUCAACGCUAUGUUUUUCAGAAUGCCCCCGACGGGUUCGUGAUGCAGCUGAGCAGGCAGUUCAGCAACAACAGCUUCCACUCUUUGAACUCUGGGAGCUUUAUGUCAGUGGAGUCAACUGCUUCGCGAAGACCUUUCUGGCGGAGAUGGCUAGAUCGCUUGAGGUGGAUACCAAAAUCCACCUGCAACUUCAACUCGCUGCCGCAGCCACUUCCGGCAUAG